AUGACCCCCUACUUUGUCUUUCUCCUCCUCCUAUUUCAACCCAUACCUCUGUUUUGUCAGACUCAAGGAGGUGGGUCGUAUGGCGUUGCCCAACCCUACGGAUCUCCCACCAUUUUCUCCAAUCUACCUCCUCAAUAUCAGCAGUACGCUCAGACUUAUCAGCAGUAUCAGCAUUUAUUGCCGGAAGCGCAAAGACGACAAUACGAGUCGUAUUUCCAGCAGCUGAGCGCUCAGUACAAUGCUGGGGGUGCUGGGGCGACUUAUCAGCCGGUUGGAGGUGCUGGAGCAAGUUUCCAGCCAGCUGUAGGUGCUGGAGCGAAUUUUCAGCCAGCCAGCACCGCAGGAAUUAACUAUCAGCAAAGUGGGGGUGCUGGCAUCAAUUAUCAGCCUCAAGGUUAUGUCCAGCCCGUCCAGACUUCCUAUUCUGGGUUUAACCAGCCAGUCCAGCCUCCCUACUCAAGACUGAUUGGAUACCCAACUGCCCCGGGGGUUUUUACACCCUCUCCUUUGCCCUACAACACAAAUCAGGUCCCAUACCCUGCACAGAAGGUUCAAGUUCUCACUGAAGAAGAAUAUAAAUCUCAACGAGAUCGCGGCGACAAGGACGCCCUUCCAGAUUACAAAUCAUCCUUUCAACAGGAUCCACGGCCAGCCAGAGUGAUCCCGAUUCCAAUUCAAACAGUAGCCAGUGGAUAUCCGACCGGUCCGAUUCAAUAUUCAACAAAUCCGGGGUAUCAACAAACCCAGCUGACUUAUCAACAGUAUCCAGCGCAAAUUCAGCCUCAACUCCAGUACAAUCGAGAUUGUUACCCGGCCUAUAGUAGGAACAGCAAUAGUUACUUUUAUCCAGCAAGGGGCGGAUUCGGCCCUCCGCCACCGCUUCAGUCAAAUGGAGUUAUUUUGCCAAGUCAGCCGGUCCUAGGAACCGUUCAGGGAUACAGUAGUCAACCGUAUGUCCAGAACCCGCCAGUAGUAAAUGUUGCGGCAGAGACCAAAAGCGCUGAAGUGGAUGAUGCAAAGAUCUUCCCAAGACCCACAACGAAGAGUGGCUUUUCGAAUAUUGAAGACGAAUUUGAUCAUUUCAAGUGGGUUUUUUGAGGAAAUUUAGGAUAUUUGGGACGUAUUGUUUCUCACCUAGAUAUCAGGUAAGACUUAAAAUUUCAGAAAAAUAGACACGGACCAAUAUCCGACUGGCCCGCCAGUUUAUUCGACCACAACUCUGGCGCCUAAGACUACAAGACAUCGUGGAAAUAAAGUCUCUACGACCAGUACUCCGACUAGUACCACCGAAACCACUGUCCAUACUGAAGCUGUAACGUCGGAGGAUGAGCUGGUGGAAGCUACUUCUACAGGCGAUAUUCCGUAAGAUUUUCAAGCCAAAUUUUUAUACCCAAGAAUUUGCAUAUAAGCAUGUUUAAAAUACGGUAAAAGAACUGCUCUUUAAAGCUCUAAAAUUUUUCGUUAUAGACAGGUUUUGUUGUCAACCAAAAGCUUGAUAAAAAACCCCUGUAUCCAACCUUUUAAAUUUCAGUCUGCGCUCCGCCGAAAUCAAAGAAGAGCAUUGGAAACCAGCCGCCCUCAACGCUGUUCCCACCAGCAAUGUCAAAUUCCCACUGCCCAAGAGUUUACACGACUAUCAAGAAGGUAAUUCCAGUCCACUUUCCCGACCAAAACGGCAAAUUUCCACCAGCACGCCUCAAUAUUCGUUGCAUUACGCUUUGAUCACGUCGCCGCCGCGAUAUGCACGUCAGCUCUAUGGAAGAUACCAUCCAUUGUAUGGGAAUUCGUAUCAACAGAUCCCGGAGCCGCCGAUAGAUCCGAUGAUUACAGGUAGAUACAAUGACGCUUUAAAAUCACUGUGUAAAUGUUCGCAGACCCACAACUGCUCAGCACCAUUUCACUUGUUGUUUUGCAAGCACUUCAGGGCCUCAUGGCGUCGGGAUUUCGCAACGGUUUGGGUGGCAACGGCUAUAAUAACAAUGGAUUUAACGGUUAUGGCACUUUGAAUGGUCCACAAGGCUAUGGGAUGCCAAUGCAGCCACUGGGAGCCGGAGUUGGAAUGGGAUUUGGCCCAUUGAAUCAAUGGGGUAGCUUGUCGAGUUGUGUAGUUUUAGAAGGGUAGUGCUCGCUGUGCGAUCUUCAUAUUUGCUUGAAGUUUUGAUUGAAAGCAGUACCAAGGCCUCUUAUUUAGUGUUUAAAAAGUAUAGAUUCUUUUUUGCAGAGACUACCGGGAUAUAGAGGAUUAACUUUUUUAUGCCAUAACGCUCAAGAAGUGUUCAAUUUCACGUCAACUUUCAACUUACAGAGCUCCGUUGUUCCUGCAUAACGCGAGCUAGGAAUCUCACAGAUUUCUUUGAAAGAAUUAACUUAAAUUUUCUCAAAGUUUUAAAGCAAUCUGAGCGUCGCACUUUGCGCACUUCCUCUGUCAAGUAUGUGUAAAACCCCUCGAUCUUUGUCCUUGUUGAAUGUGUGUUGUUUUUGCCGCACUUACAGCCUCAUUUUUAGCCUUUAAUUUCAUCUUUUUCCAUAGUUUAAUACUGUCGUUUCCAGGCUACGGUGUGAACGCUGGAGUUUAUGCCGGAAUAAAUGGAAACCAAGCGUCCUACGGCAAUGUCCCAGGUUUCUUCCCCGAGCCGAAUCGGCCUCCCUCUCCAUUGGCCGGACGGCCUUAUGGCCCAACGAAUACGAACGUCGGCGGAUCCUACGGUGGCCUCUCUCCGUGGCCAUUUAUGCCGCCUUCGGCGAUAAACACAGGGUAUGGAGGGUUGUGGAAAUAAUCCAGUUUUAAUACACCUUUCUUUAAUUUAUUGUAUUAAUAAAUAUUUAUAAAAGUCAUUUUCCACGAGCCUACGGCAAAUUCUAUUUUCAGCGCCAAUACAACCACCACACAGCCAACAAAUUUCACGGUGAAUAAGGAGCAUCACGGGACGGUGAGGCAAAUCCCAAUCAAAUCUCUUGUAAAUAAGCCGGAAAACGAUGACAAACAACAUGAUGAUGUAUUGUUACGGAUUGAGGACCAAUAUAAACAGAAAUAA
This is a messenger RNA of Bursaphelenchus xylophilus (pine wood nematode), 3035 nucleotides long. NCBI's taxonomy places the organism in Eukaryota, Metazoa, Nematoda, Chromadorea, Rhabditida, Aphelenchoididae. The record is from the annotation of a GenBank genome assembly.